This is a messenger RNA of Bathycoccus prasinos, 1257 nucleotides long. RefSeq lists its product with no specific name. Bases 1 to 1257 code for a protein of 418 amino acids. Gene Ontology annotation, molecular function: pyrimidine nucleotide-sugar transmembrane transporter activity. Gene Ontology annotation, biological process: pyrimidine nucleotide-sugar transmembrane transport. Gene Ontology annotation, cellular component: Golgi membrane. The transcript has a single exon. The record is from RefSeq and is a predicted model, not a curated record. Lineage: Eukaryota; Viridiplantae; Chlorophyta; Mamiellophyceae; Mamiellales; Bathycoccaceae.
AUGGUGGCGAAAAACACCUUUCGCGGCGGCGUUUCCGAGCGAGAAUUCGACGGCGGCAAGAACAAGAACACCGCGAUUGCUGCUCAUGUUCAUCGAAAUUUCACUUUUACCAAAAAUUUCAUCGCGUCCGCUUUGCUCGCGUUCGUGACUUCCGCGCACGGUUUGCUCACGACGGCGUCUCUCCGGGGAAAAGAAAAGUACAGUUACAACGUCGCGACGGUACCGUUACUCGCGGAAGGGUUGAAGUUAUCGAUAAGUUUUGUUUUGUUGAAAAGGGAGAUGCGUUUGAUGGCAUCGUCGUCGUUGUCGUCAUCGUCGGAGAGUGCGAGUACUAAGGUGGUGAUGACCACGCAAGUGAAAACAGUCAUGUUGUAUCCGAUUCCGAGCUUGAUUUUCUUGUUGCACCAAGCGGUGUCGUUUCCGGCUUUAGUGUUAUUAGAUCCGACGACGUUUCUGGUUUUAGGAAACCUGAAGAUUGUCAUCACUGGGGUAUUAACCAGGAUCUUUUUGAAGAGCACAAGCGCUGGAUGGACGUAUAAGAAGUGGAUUGGUUUGAUCUUGGUCACGGUCGGCGCGUGUACGACGCAAGUCGGCAAGAGCGAGAAGACGGGCGGGAAGUGGAUGUUGUUUCAAAGAUUUAGCGCGUUUGGGUAUUUUUUAGGGAUUGGAGACGCAAUUUUGAGCGCUUUGGGAGGCGUAUACGUCGAGUUUGUAUUUAAAAAGAACAUAAACGAUUCGAUUCAUUGGCAAAAUCUGCAGAUGUACGCGUUCGGGUUGUUGUUUAAUAGCGCGAGAUUGACGUAUUUGGAUUUUAGGAAGUUUGGCGGAUGGGACGAUGACAACGACGAUUCUAGCGGCAAUGAAGCGGUGUAUGCGUGGCCUAUGACUGUGUUUUCUGGACACUCUUUCAUAUCGAUGUGCGUGGUUGCCAAUCUGGCAUUCGGUGGUUUAUUAGUCUCGCACAUUAUAAAAAAUGUAGACGCCAUCGCGAAAGUGUUCGCCACCGCCUGCGCCAUGUUCCUCACGCCGACGUUGUCGUUUAUUUUGUUCGCGCACGUACCAAGCCCAGCCAUUUUUGGUGGAGUUUUGAUUGCCAGCUAUGGUAUGCUGACGUAUUACGACUUAGUUCCAAUUCGGAGCAGCGGGAACUUGAGUAGUAGUAGUAGUAGUAGUAGUAGUAAUAGUGAUAGUAUCGAUAGCAACGAGAAGAAUAGAACUGCGACGACGCCGAGAAGUCGCCGGGGCGUGGUGUUGUAA